Brassica rapa (field mustard) is the source of this 1388-nucleotide messenger RNA. Its product is annotated as developmental protein SEPALLATA 2. Lineage: Eukaryota; Viridiplantae; Streptophyta; Magnoliopsida; Brassicales; Brassicaceae. Gene Ontology annotation, molecular function: DNA-binding transcription factor activity; RNA polymerase II transcription regulatory region sequence-specific DNA binding; protein dimerization activity. Gene Ontology annotation, biological process: positive regulation of transcription by RNA polymerase II. The record is from RefSeq and is a predicted model, not a curated record. Gene Ontology annotation, cellular component: nucleus.
AAUCUCUCAUCCGCACAAGUAUCUUAUCUUUAUAGCUUUUAAAGAUUGACAAAAGCUUUCUUCAGAUUCACAAUCUCAUCACACACACACAACCCUUCAAAAAAAGAAAGAAAGAACAGACAAAAGAUCUAAAGAAUAAACAAGAACCCUACUACAAUCAAAUCAAAACCAAACCAAGAAGCAAAAGUUUCCUCUUUAUAUUCUCUUCUCCUCUUCUUGUUCUUGAGAAAAAUAGGGUUUGAUUUUAUUGUCCAAAAGAAAAGAUCUUUCAUCAGAAAAAGCAACACCAAACUCAUGUUUGUGUGUGUGUCUGAAUAUAGAUAAACAUUUACAUCACCUAAUAAGUUUACAUAUAAAAGAAGAAGGAAAAAUGGGAAGGGGAAGGGUAGAGCUAAAGAGGAUCGAGAACAAGAUUAACAGACAAGUCACGUUCGCUAAGCGUAGAAACGGUUUGCUGAAAAAAGCUUAUGAGCUUUCAGUUCUCUGCGAUGCUGAGGUUUCUCUCAUCGUCUUCUCCAACCGUGGAAAGCUCUACGAGUUCUGCAGCACCUCCAACAUGCUCAAGACACUGGAAAGGUACCAGAAGUGUAGCUAUGGUUCAGUUGAAGUCAACAACAAACCUGCCAAAGAACUCGAGAAUAGCUACAGAGAGUAUUUGAAGCUGAAAGGUAGAUAUGAAAAUCUUCAACGUCAGCAGAGAAAUCUACUUGGAGAGGACCUUGGACCCCUGAACUCAAAGGAGCUAGAGCAGCUUGAGCGUCAACUAGACGGCUCUCUUAAGCAAGUUCGCUGCAUCAAGACACAGUAUAUGCUUGACCAGCUCACUGACCUCCAAGGCAAAGAGCAUAUCUUGCUUGACGCCAAUCGUGCUUUGUCAAUGAAGCUGGAAGAUAUGAUAGGCGUGAGAAGUCACCAUAUAGGAGGGACAUGGGAAGGUGGCGACCAACAUAAUGUUGCCUAUGGACAUCAUCAGGCUCAGUCUCAGGGACUAUUCCAGUCUCUUGAAUGUGAUCCCACUUUGCAAAUGGGAUACAACCAUCCAGUGUGUUCAGAGCAAAUGGCCGUAACUGCGCAAGGUCAGUCGUCCCAACCAGGAAACAACGGCUACAUCCCUGGCUGGAUGCUGUGAGUAUGAUACUUCUUAAUUCUACCCUCCCAAUAAGUAUCUUUAAGCAUGCAUGCAAGCGGUGGGUUCUUGGUGAUGAGGAUGAGAUGGGAUUAUAUGAAUAUGUAUGCUGCAUAAUUAAGACUUUUGAUUUGUAGACAUAAGUGGGCUAUAACUAUAAUAGCCUUAAAACAUAUCUCUUCUGUUUUCAGAAGAUGUUUGUGCCUUUUGAAACCUUGCUUUUAUAUAAAUAGAUUUGUAAUGUGUGGAAUGUUUAUAUUAA